Messenger RNA from Hydractinia symbiolongicarpus, 1537 nucleotides. Its product is annotated as zinc metalloproteinase nas-6-like. Gene Ontology annotation, biological process: proteolysis. The transcript has 6 exons. The coding region runs from base 99 to 968 and encodes 289 amino acids. Lineage: Eukaryota; Metazoa; Cnidaria; Hydrozoa; Anthoathecata; Hydractiniidae. The record is from RefSeq and is a predicted model, not a curated record. Gene Ontology annotation, molecular function: metalloendopeptidase activity; zinc ion binding.
GUUAAUAAAAUUAAACUAAGAUUUAUUUCUUACAGUAUAGGAGAAAAAAGGAAUGCUAUAGAGUUUUGUAGCUGUACUGCGAAUCAGCAAAACAAGACAUGAAGACAACAUGGUUCGUAAUGUUCUUUACGCUUAUGGCAUUAACAGAGUGCAAACCAAAAUUGGUAGAGGGCGACAUUGUUUUAGACAAGAAAUUAGAAGUUAUUCGUUCACACCACGGUGCAACAGGACGCACGAAGCGAAGUCUUUUGAAAACAAAACCCGUACAUGAACACAAAUGGAAGCAUGGUUUUGUACCCUACGUCAUUUCAGUUGAUUUAGGAAUGCAAGCAAGAAAAGCUAUCGAGAAAGCCAUUCAACAAAUAGAACGAUAUACUUGUAUUCAAUUCAGUCCUUGGAACAAAGAACAUGAUUUCGUUGAAUUUAUCAAAGAUGAAGGAUGCUUCUCUAGUAUUGGUCGUCAGGGGGGACGACAAAAGAUUUCCAUUGGGGCUGGAUGCGAGUUUACUACCACGGUUGUUCAUGAACUCCUUCAUGCACUUGGCAUGUUUCAUGAGCAAACGAGAUUGGACCGAAAUUUGUAUGUGAAAGUACUUUGGUGGAAUGUUGAGGAAGUUGCAAAGAAAAACUUUGACACGUAUGACCACGGAAUAAUCGAUGCGUUAAAUUACCAUUACGACUACAAGUCGGCGAUGCAUUAUUCGAACAAAGACUUCUCAAAAAAUGGUCUUGACACUCUGCAAUCUUUGGAAAAACCAUUUCAAAGACUUGGAAGUGACAGAGGAAUGAGCAAAUUAGACAUAAAAAAGAUUUACAAGUAUUAUAAAUGCUACAGAAAGAAAAAAAGGCCACAAAAAGAACCAUGCAAAGAUGUGAUGUCUUGGUGUUCCCAUUACACGCAACAUUGCAGCACGAGAUGGUUUGCAGAAGAAUACUGUCAAAAGUCAUGCAAAACGUGUUUAACGUGACCUAAAGAUCCUCUAGGGUGGUCUGUUUUCGUAUGAGGCAAAAUGAGCGGUGAAGUCAAGCUAUGGCUGUGCUAAGUCGAACUAGUCCGAGUAUUGAUUUCCAUCAAUCAAUAUGGACUAAAAGACAUACCUCAUAGAGUCAUGUCAAUUAUAGAGGCUUUGGAAUAAAGCACUAAAAUUUUUUAAAAUAAUCGAAACAAAGUUUGAAUAAUCGAGAUUAAUUAUUUACCUGAACACAUAGAAUUAAUAUGUACGUAGAUAUUUAUUAUUACUGUAGGAAGCGCAUGCGCAAUAGCUGUAUCACAAGUGCUUUGAUUUAUGGGCAUGUUCCAGUAUUUAUUCAAAUAUUUGCCAUUCUCGUUCCCAGGCUUAUUUGUUCUUAUGUGCGCAAUAGAGGGAGUGGAUUUGAUCUUAAAGAUCUUUCACGGUCUGUUUUAUUUAUUAUAAUUUGAUACUUGUAGUUGUAUAUUUUGUAUAUACCUUUAAAUUUGUAUUAGACAUUUAGAGUUUUGCGAACUCUUGUAAAUAAAACAUGUUCAAUUUGUGAAGAGCAAUAGAAAGAGUUUUGA